AUGCUAUCGCAUCUCAUCUCAAAAACUAUACUUCCCUUCCCAGAGAAAAGAAACAAAAAGAUUAAUAAAAAUAUAAUCAUUAUGUCUCCUGCAGAUCACACUAACAACGCGCAGAGCCAGACACCUCAAAAUGACUUGACUCACAAUCCUUCCAACACACAUCUUUUGGCAUAUUUCACCAAUGACAACAAUAUAUCUGCAACUUCUACACCUGAAUUGAACGACUUAAUAUCGGAAGAUACUAUUCUUGAUGGAAAACUGCGGGAGAAACUACAAACUGAUCUAGUCAAAGAGGUUACUCAUGAACGAGGGAAGGAAGAUGGAUGCAUCUCUGAAUCUGAUACUGAAAACGAAGACAAUGGUUUCGCUGAUGGCGAUGGUGAGUACUAUCCAGAAGGAGGGUUAAGAGCUUGGAUUGUCGUAUUUGCAUGCUUCUGUGGGUUGAUCGCAUGUUUUGGUACUUUGAAUGCCACAGGUGUCGUCGAAAAUCAUAUUCAGAACAAUCAAUUGGCUGAUCAAAGCUCCUCCACCAUUGGGUGGAUUUUCUCAUUGAUGCUGUUUAUUUGUUUCGGAUCAUGUAUUUUAAGUGGGACAUACUUUGAUAGAAAUGGAUUUAAGGCACCCAUGAUAUUUGGAUCCAUUUUGCAUUGUGGUGGGAUGUUUGCAUUGGCUAAUUGUACAAAACUUUGGCAUUUCAUUCUUGCAUUCUCCAUUGUUGCAGGUUUCGGUAAUGGUAUCAUUUUAAGUCCUUUGGUCAGUGCACCAGCACAUUAUUUCUGUAAGAGAAGAGGUACUGCCACUGCAAUUGCCACCGCUGGUGGGUCCAUUGGUGGUGCUUUGAUCCCAUUGCUACUACGUAAAUUCUUUGCCAUGACUAGAGAAAAUGAUCCAAACUAUGGUUAUGUUUGGGGUGUCAGAACUUGGGCAUUCAUCAAUUUGGCACUUCUAAUCAUCGCUAUCGUUCUGGGGAAAGAAAGAAUAAAGAAGACUGAUGACAUUGAAAAUGAUAGAUCAAAAUAUGGUGAAGAAUCCCGUUUCAAGAAAACAAUUAGAGUUUAUAUCUUACAGAGUUUUGAUGCAAAGGCCUUUUCUGAUAUGAGAUUCUUAUUCUGUGUCAUUGGGACCGUGUUUGGUGAAUUAAGUUGCUGUGCAGCUAUUACAUAUUACAGUUCCUAUUGUGGUGUUUAUGGAAUCUCAUCCUCUGAUAGUUAUAUGUUGAUCAUGGUUAUUAACUUGACCGGGAUCUUAGGUAGAUGGAUUCCUGGGUAUUUGAGUGAUAUUUUUGGAAGAUUUAACGUGGCAAUUGCAACACUAUUCAUUUUAGCCAUUGUCAUGCUUGUGGGCUGGUUACCCUUUGGAAAAGAUUUGACAAGUAUGUAUGUGGUGAGUGCAUUAUACGGAUUCUUCUCAGGAAGCACGUUUUCUUUAUUACCAGUUUGUUGUGGCCAAAUAUCCAAAACGGAAGAAUUUGGAAGAAGAUAUGCAACAAUGUAUAUGGUUGUCUCAUUGGCUUUAUUGGCAGGUAUCCCAAUUACUGGUGCUAUUAUUGCUGAUAAGAGUACAAAGGAUUAUUCCCAUUACGUUAUCUUCUCUGGGGUUAUGGCCUUGGCAAGUUGCGUUUCUUAUAUCAUUUCCAGAUAUUUUGCUGUUGGGAUGAAAUGGCGCAGAUUUUAA
Molecule: messenger RNA, 1674 nt
Organism: Naumovozyma castellii
Lineage: Eukaryota; Fungi; Ascomycota; Saccharomycetes; Saccharomycetales; Saccharomycetaceae
Gene: MCH5
Product: riboflavin transporter
Exons: 1
Coding region: 1-1674 (557 amino acids)
Source: RefSeq, a predicted model, not a curated record